Messenger RNA from Triticum aestivum (bread wheat), 420 nucleotides. RefSeq lists its product as uncharacterized. The transcript is spliced from 2 exons. The coding region runs from base 1 to 420 and encodes 139 amino acids. Lineage: Eukaryota; Viridiplantae; Streptophyta; Magnoliopsida; Poales; Poaceae. The record is from RefSeq and is a predicted model, not a curated record.
AUGAGCCAUCGGAUGAUGAGUCCGGUGAAGGUGGAGGGCCGCCCCUGCCCGUCCCCGGCGGCCGGCGGCGGUGGGGCGCCGAGGCCGAUGGACGGGCUGGGCGACACCGGGCCCACGCCGUUCCUCGCCAAGACCUACGACAUGGUCGAUGACCCCGCCAUGGACGCCGUCAUCUCCUGGAGCGCCACCAACAGAAGCUCGUCUGGACCCCCACCUCUUCGGCACCGUGCUAUUGCCGAGGUACUUCAAGCACAACAACUUCUUGAGCUUCGUCCGCCAGCUCAACACCUAUAUUCCCGGCGGCGGUUGUCAGCUGUAGUUCAGAAGGUGUGGCAUGGGAACAGCGACAUAUUAAUAGAUCAAGCUAGCUAUGGGGUGAUUGACAGCAGUAGUGCUUUGGGUGCUAACAGUUGGGGGUGA